AUGAAACAUUUUCCAGUGCAGCAUCAGACCCUACAGGACCUGGCAAGAUCUCCUAUAUUUCAGAGCGAAAACCAAGGCGACAGCAUGGUCGUUCAAUCUGCCCCAGUCGGGCCAGUCCUCGUCAUUGGCGGCGGCAUCGUUGGUGCCUCAAUAGCCUGGCAUUUGGCCAAGGAGAAGGAUGUCAUUAUCAUCGCAGAAACACUUGGCGGCGUGGUGACUCCGAAAUCAUUUUCCUGGCUCAAUGCAGCUGGUGCAACGCAGAAAUAUUAUUAUGAUUUCCGACGCCGCUCCAUCGCACGCUGGGCUGAAAUUCACAACGAGCUGCCCGGCCUCCCGAUCUCCUGGGGCGGGACCUUGACUUGCGACAGAACCCCAGACGAGCGUGCAAAAUUCCAGGAACGUCAAUGUACCUGGGGUACAACCAUCAGGCGCCUGAGCCAAACCAGCCUUGCUGCCCUCGAGCCUGAAAUUGACGAUGCCCAAUUCUCGUCGGUGGAAUGGGGCCUUCAUGUUCCCGAAGAGGGUACCAUCGAAGCACACGUGGCUGCAGCUCAACUCAUCGCUCACGCCGAAUCGCUGGGUGCUAAAGUGCUCAAGACAAGUGUCACCGGAUUCUUGAGGCAUGAGAACCGCCGAAUUUCAGGUGUGGUGACAGGUUGUGGGGAGGUUCGUGGUAGUCACGUCGUUCUAGCUGCUGGUCUUGGAAGCGUUCCAUUAUUGGCACUAGAGAAUAUCAAGCUCCCUAUGUACAGCAGAGAGGGCCUCCUUGUCAAUACCACGCCGACUCAGAAACGAUACCUGAACACUUUGGUCCGUUUACCAGACCUGCACAUGCGCCAGACACUCGAUGGCCGCAUUCGGUUCGGUGCUACCUUUGCUGGUGGAAAACCCGGUGAUGAUCCGCAAGCGACCGCAGAGGAGCUUUUCAAACGGGUGCAAAAGGCCUUCAAGAGGGGAAGUGAGCUCGAGUUUGACAACUACACUAUUGGUGUACGGCCUGAUCCGCAGGAUGGGUAUCCCAUCCUCGGGUCAACGGGCUUGGAUGGGCUGGAUGUGGCUGUGAUGCACUCUGGUGUCACAAAUGCUGCGCUUGUUGGCGAGCUCCUCUCCAAGAAGAUUCUACACGGCAUCGAAGAUCCAAUGCUCGAUCACUUUCGGCUAGCUCGGUUUAGAACGAGUUACACAAGGCUCUAG
Molecule: messenger RNA, 1194 nt
Organism: Aspergillus puulaauensis
Lineage: Eukaryota; Fungi; Ascomycota; Eurotiomycetes; Eurotiales; Aspergillaceae
Product: NAD(P)/FAD-dependent oxidoreductase
Exons: 1
Coding region: 1-1194 (397 amino acids)
Cellular component (GO): cytoplasm
Molecular function (GO): oxidoreductase activity
Source: RefSeq, a predicted model, not a curated record